UCUGAUGAAGGGUCUAGGCCCGAAACGUCAGCUUUUGUGCUCCUGAGAUGCUGCUUGGCCUGCUGUGUUCAUUUAACCUCACUGUACUACUUCAAUCGGGGGGGGCCACUGGCAGUGGUGAAAAGCACCCAGAUGCGUCUUCUUAUUCUUUCAGAUCUACUAUCGCACACAAAUACGGGAGUAGAUUUCAAUUAAGUCUUUUUGCUUGAAAAGGACAAUUUAUGCCGGCGGCCCGUUUAACGGUUUUCGGAACUUGCAACGCGCGGCGUUAAUUCAAACACUAACGAUCAACAUUUGUUGUUUCUUUCGACGCAAGAACAGAGGGACGUCUUCUCGACGACUGUUAAAGUACUGAAAGGGGAAUACCAGUACAGAGGGUAGUAUUAAGGAACUGAAGUGAAAGACCGGCCGGCACACUUUAAAUUUGAAGGCCUCGCACCACCAAGAAAUUAGAAAGGUGGGGACUUCUCCGAUCGGAACUAGGACCACCCCUCCUUAAGUAGAAAGCGGAAGUCAUGUUUACCCUGCAAUCUGUCCGUCCGGAAUCGGAUCCGGUGGGGUGGAGGAGUGCUUGGUGUGGUGUCCGGAGGGAAACGUUAACAACGCGGAAAAGAUCGGCGGCGGAGUGGUUCUUCAACGGGCUUGAACGAUCGUGAAAGAAUCCAAAAUGAGCGUGAGAUUUACGAGAAGUACUAGAGGCCGAUUCAAGGAUUCAAGAGAAUCCUCCAGAGAGAAGAGCUAUGCUGGAAUAAAAGUGACAUCGCGUUCUCCAAUAAAGAACCAGAGAAAAAGAAGUGUCGAUUCUGAUUAUGGAAUGAAAUCAGAAUCACCAGAACCUCCAAAGAAAUCUCCUAAAGCUACUGAUUCACAACAUGCUUCAAGUUCAGAAUUACCAGAAUCUCAGAGGAAGUCCCCUAAAGGUAGGUUUUCUGCUCGGAGACAGCCCCAAGAAAAUCAAGAUGAUCAUUCUGUUCCUGUUAAAGGUGAUCUAGAGUUACAGCCUAACACAAAACCAGUAGUGAUGGACUAUUCCUCUGAGACCAACCAAGUGUCCCCAGAUGGGAACCAGUCUGAAGAUACUGAUGGUCUCUCAGUGUCCCCUCAGAAUCCUGCAGAUGAAGACAUGGAUUCAGAAUCUGAGGUGGAAGUUGAGAGGUUGCAAGAAUCCACAAGAGUGUCGACGCUUCAAACAUUUUCUGGCCCAUUUCCUUCAACUGGCAAUAUGCAAAGAGUACCUGACAGACAGACACCAGUAUAUUCACACCAAGCCCAAGCAGACCGUCACCAAACCACAAGUCAGAUCAAGUAUCAGACCUACUCUGAUGUACAAUAUGGUGCACCAUCUCCCAGGUGGAGACCAGCAGCUGACCUUCCUGCCACAAGCCACAGGGAGAACCAGAACUAUUCUGAUGUACGGUGUGGUGCAAAAUCUACCAGGUUGACACCAGUGGCUGAUACUUACCAGCCCACCAACUACAGGAAACCCCAAUACUACAAAGAUUCUGCACAAGCUGCACGGUUCAUCAGGCCAACUGCAAAAGAUGGAAGUAGACUUUCUCCAAAUAAGAGAGUGACAGAUGAUGUGGAUGGUAGUCCUGUGAGGAGAGAUCACAUUCCUAAAGAUGAAGUUGACUUUGGCCAAGCAGAUGCAAAAACCAGUGACUCUGAAGGUGAUGUGGGGGCAGGUGGUGAUUCACCAGUCAGUAGCAGGACACGAUCUCAGGCUUCAUCAGAUCAGAUUCUUCUGCGCGCACAGCCGAGCCUAACCCGAAGACCUCUUCGUUCAACCAAAGUAUUGCCUCACAGUAAAUCUGCACCUCGGAAAAGAGAAGGGGACAGAAGACCUGCUGAAAAAGACACCACAGAUGCCUCAAAGAAGAAAAUGGCCGUGAUUAUGGUGCUUGUAGUCAUGGUUUGUUUAACAACAUUCCUCCUUGUGCGGAGCAAAUCACCGCCUAUGACUAUGGAGGAAGCGACGACACUGACAGUAUUUUUAAACCAAUUUGAUCAGGUUCAAGCCCUCUUUAAUGGUCAGCAGUCAGUGCUGUGGAGGAGAAGUAAGAUUACCCUGCGCAACCACAUCAAUCUGACCCAGCACAUGAAACCUGCCAUCCUAAUGUUUGCAGCUGCAUGGGAUGGACAGCAGACCAUGAGGUGCCUCGCUAACCGGAUUGCUGGAGCUUACACCUCAGCCCUCAAUGCCACUUCCACAGUGAAAAUUGAUGCUUCGGAUAGAAGCAGGCAGAACAGUGAUGCUGUGAAGCUAGAGGUGGACACGUUGCUCUCAUCUGCAUUUGACAAAGGCAGCAGAGCAGCGGUGGUUCACCAUUUCCAAGACCUGCCCCCACCCUCCACCCUGAUAUUCUACAAGUAUUGUGACCACGAGAAUGCGGCUUACAAAGACGUCGCCCUGCUUAUCACUGUCCUGCUGGAUGAGGAGCAGUUGCCAGCGGAUGUUAGCUUGGGAGCCCUGGAAGUGAAAGUCCGUGAUUUUUUGAAGCAGAAGUUUGCUGCCUCUCAAGGCAAAGAGGGAAUGGAUACGGACAAGCUGAGUGGACUGUGGAGUCGCAUUGCACACGUCGUGCUCCCAGUGGUGCCAGUGCGUGAGAUCGAAGAGAGGGGCUGCAAAGAAGACAGGCAGUGAUCUGGGGAAGGGGUGAAGUUCAGCCACUUGCACUAAUUCACUCUGUCUUCCCUGCAUCCCCCACACUGUUAUACUUAACUGUCCUAAGUGUGUUUUUCCAGCCUCCUUGAAUAAUAAUUAACAGGUGAAUGAUACCCUGAUUUAAGAUAUGAUCUUUCACCUACGGAGAAGGACAAAUCUUUUAUUUGUCAAUUGACCUCGUCUGUGGUAUUCUGCAAAUCUAACGUACCAGCAAAAUAUUUUUAAAAUGUAAAAUGAAAUUUUAUUAAAAUAUAGAUGCCUGGAUAGCUUGGGAGACACCGUGUUGAUCAUCUCUCUUCCCCUUUUGUUUCUUAACAUGCUGUUUAGCCUGAAGUGCUGUUAGCUGAACUCGGAUGGUUUCUCAGUGGCAUCCUUAUGUGGAAGCCUUGACCUUAUGAUGGACAGCGUACUUUUUUUUUGUUUCAUCACCCAAGUUUCAUUGAGGCACAGAUUCCAGUUGCCAUGAUGCAUAACUGUAUUUCGCAGCGUUAAAUCAUUAUCCAUGCUGUCACCCUCAGAUGUGCUCCUGACCUUGGCUGUGUUGCCAAGAUGAUAGUAACCUGAUUGAGUCAGGCAUUUAGGGUGAAUUUAGUACUGAUUGCCAGUGAGGUGACCGAUUUGGCACUCUGUGGGGGAUUUGGAGUCGGCCAGCCACUUUGGCUCAGCAACAUGAUUGCAGCAGAAAAGGACACCCAGACUUUUGGGGGAGUUCUCCCCUGCCACUGGCAGCAGAAAUAACAUUACUGUACAUUUGUUUGGCUCCAAUUUGAAGCGUGGCACUGGGUCAGAUUAACUUGGAUCCCAGAUGUACUUGGAGCUGCUCAGCAACUACUGCCAUUUAAACUGCUGUCGGUUCAGGUGUACAAACGCCUGAAGGGAAAUAUAUAACACUGCCCAACUAUAACGCUGAUGCCAUUGAUUUGCCAUUUUUACUGAGGAAAGGCAGUUUUCUGUUUUCUUGAAACUAAAGGCUGUGCAAAUCAAGCAAACCCUGAAAGAUGUUUUUGAUUACCCAUGAUGAUUCUUAUUCCAGGGCAGAGAGCUGUUGUCUUUGAACCAAAUCUUGAGCCCAUUUUGGUUUUUGGUUGUCAUGUGACCUUUGAUCACUCAAAUGCAUGUUCUGUUUGGGCUGGGUUGAAGAGACUGGGAAAGAUUUUUACUUCUGAACCAUACUAAUCAGUGAUACAAUCCAGAGACAAUCUGUGAUUGAAUCGGUACUCUACAGAAAGGUGGUAGCUUUACAGAUUGUUUUGUGGAUUCUGCUGCACUGUGAUUGUCUUUCUUUGUUUGGUCUUGUUUUAUGUUGUGUCAGAGCCAGCAUGGAGGAGUUGCUUUUUUUCUAUUCCAGCUAAACAUUCUGAUCAACCAGUCACUGGGAAAAAAAAAUUGUCAGUAGCAGUGCUAAAGAUAAAAUCUGCGCAACUUAUUUAACAUGUUUAGUGGUUACAGGAAGCUGAACAGAUCUGAACUGAUGAAAUCAGAUGAAAACAUACUGGCUGUACUUCUCAAUUUAGGAAAAGUGUCUGUUGCAACACUUUUCUGGUAACUUUGUCCCUCAAAUUCAACAGCUCCUGUCUAAGCUCUCCUGUACAAUUAAGAAUGACUCUCUGUUUAGGAAAAAAAUACUGAACAGGAGUGUGUUUCUCUAGAAAUACAAUUAUGGGUGAGUAGUAAAGCCUCUUGGACUUUAAUCUCUUAAUGGCAAUAACAUGCAAUAGAGUAAGUAGUGUGCAGGGGAAGCCUGAUAUUGUGGCGCAGUGCCAACAUUAGAAUAUUAUGCUGUCAGAGUUCCCAAAAAAAUACCCGAGAAAUCACAUUUCCAUACUGUAUUUAGGAUUAAGGAAAGGUUUUAUCAUAGUGAUCCUUUCAGUUUUAAUUCUGGCCAGAAUAGUGGGAACUAGUGAUGGUUAUUCAUAGGGGAGAUUAACUUGACCUCUGUUCGUAAGUGCCCAAUAUUAACACUUAGACUACAGUGAGCGAGCCAAUCCUGUGGGAUGUUUCAUGUGAUUAUAGGCUUUGCUACGUAUUCUGUUUCUUGCUGUCAAGCCUUUUUUCUACAGUAGAACAGAAGCUAAAUCAAUGCAACUUCCUUAACUGUGCAAGGGCAUUUGAGACAUUUACUUCAUAUGGCCUUGUGGGUACAGGUAUUGGGGCUGUAGCUGACUGUGAGAGCUGUGUUCAUCAUGCAAUACCUGUUGAGUGCUACUGUGGUACUUCUUGGAUGUGUACCUUUUAUAAUAGCUCAAUUUUUAAAAAUACUUUAAAAAUACUGAAAGUCAAAGCACAAAAGGUAUAAACACAUUUAUCGCAUGUAGUUUCAGUUGUACUUUGCAUUUGAUCCAGGAACGUCACAGAUAUGUGCAGCCUGCCAGUGAGUGCCUGAAAAAGAAAAGUGGAUUUAACUGAUUUUCUCCUGAAAUGUUCUCGUUCAGAAAAGCUGUGAUAUUGCAUACGUUUCAACAGUGGCAGCGCUUCAAAUAUACCUCAAAAACCUGUGUAUUACUUUAGGGUGUCCAGAACUCAUGAAAGACACUACACAAAUGCAAAUUCUUCUUUAAUUGAUUUAAGAACUUAGCAUUUCUGAUAUUACCUGUUUACAGUAAUGUACAAGUUAAUAACUUGACUGCUCUGAUUAUGCAAGUUUUUUAAAACUUUUGACUUUCACAUUUCUACUGUGUCUCAAUCAGGUUUAUUUAUGAUUUUGUCUUGUUAGAGUUUCUUUUAUGCUGUGAAGGAAAAU
This is a messenger RNA of Stegostoma tigrinum, 5405 nucleotides long. Its product is annotated as torsin-1A-interacting protein 2-like. NCBI's taxonomy places the organism in Eukaryota, Metazoa, Chordata, Chondrichthyes, Orectolobiformes, Stegostomatidae. The transcript is spliced from 18 exons. Gene Ontology annotation, biological process: membrane organization. Gene Ontology annotation, molecular function: ATPase activator activity. Gene Ontology annotation, cellular component: membrane. The record is from RefSeq and is a predicted model, not a curated record. Bases 668 to 2644 code for a protein of 658 amino acids.